AAUAAGUCAUUUUGCUAAUUUCUUGGAUUGUCAUUCUAGCAAAUUUCUCCUUUCAAAUGGAUCCAAAUCCCAACUGAAACUCUCCAACGUUAUGCAAUGGUGUCAUCCGAUGUUCUUCUCAUUCCGACCCAAAACCUUCCCUUUCUUCCCUCACUUUCCCUUCCCGCCGCCACAUCUCAGAUGGGUCUCCACCGGAACCACCAAAUCUCUCCCCCAAUUCACUCAAAACCCGGAGGACUAUCUCCGAACGUUCUUUCGUCUCGGCACGAACCAAAACCGCUCCGAUUACGAGCUCGCUUUGGUAUCGGCGUUGAAGUCUUGCUCUUCACUCUCAGCCGUCUUUCAGGGCCAACAAAUCCACUCUCUUGUAUUGAAAUCCGGGCUCGGUUCCAACACUUUCAUUGCCAACAGCUUGAUUAGUAUGUACGCCAAAUGCGGGUUCAUUUCCGAUGCUCGGACGUUGUUUGAUUCUUGUUCUAAGCUCGAUACUGUGUCGUGUAAUAUUAUGGUUUCUGGGUAUGUUAAAUCUGGGCAGUUGGAUAAUGCCCGCCAACUGUUUGAGAUUAUGCCUGGCAAAGGUUGUAUUUCGUAUACUACUAUGAUAAUGGGCCUUGCAAGAAAUGAAUGUUGGAAGGAAGCAACUCAAUUGUUUAAGGACAUGAGGUUUGAGGGUAUUGCCCCGAAUCAGGUGAUGAUGGCGAGCUUGAUCUCAGCCUGUGUGCAUAUUGGCGGGAUUUGGGAUUGCCGAAUGCUUCAUGGAUUGGUUAUCAAGUUGCAGCUUUUGGGGUCUGUUUUUGUGUCAACUAAUUUGUUGAACAUGUAUUGCGCUUGUUCUAGUCUAGGGGAUGCCAAAACAUUGUUUGACGAGAUGCCUGAAAGGAAUAUAGUUUCCUGGAAUGUAAUGCUGAAUGGGUUUUCAAAGGCGGGGCUUGUUGAUCUAGCUAGAGAAUUGUUUGAAAGGAUUCCUGUAAAAGAUGUGGUUUCAUGGGGUACAAUGAUCGAUGGUUAUGUGCAAGUAGAAAGGUUAAGUGAAGCUCUAAUGAUGUGUUGUGCAAUGCUGCACGCUGGACUGCGAGCUAAUGAUGUUAUGGUUGUUGAUUUAGUUUCGGCAUGUGGGCGUUUCAUGGCUUUUGCAGAGGGUCGGCAGAUUCAUGGUGUAAUUGUUAAGGAAGGUUUUGACUGUUAUGACUUUAUACAAGCAACUAUUAUCAACUUUUAUGCAGCUUGUGGUAGCACCAGCCUUGCGCGUCUGCAGUUUGAAGUGGGCAUCAAGGAUCAUCUUGCGUCUUGGAAUGCACUUAUUGCAGGAUACAUAAAAAAUGGGAUGAUCGACCAAGCAAGGCAGUUAUUUGAUGAGAUGCCCGAAAGAGACGUAUUCUCAUGGAGUGCCAUGAUUUCUGGUUAUACGCAGAAUGAGCAGCCUAAUGAGGCUCUGGAGCUCUUCCAUGAAAUGAUAGCUAGUGGGGUCCAAGCAAAUGAAAUUACUAUGGUGAGUGUUUUGUCUGCAAUUGCUACUUUAGGCACAUUGAAAGAAGGAAGAUGGGCCCAUGAAUACAUAUUCAGUAAAUCCAUCCUUCUUAAUGACAAUUUAAGUGCAGCACUCGUCGACAUGUAUGCCAAGUGUGGGAAUGUAAAUACUGCCUUGGAAAUGUUCUAUCAAAUCCGCGACAAGAUUUCCACUGUCUCACCAUGGAAUGCCAUUAUAUGUGGACUUGCCAUGCAUGGAGACGCAAAAUUAGCUCUCAAAAUAUUUUCCGACUUGCAGAGGCGUCACAUAAAACUCAAUGCAAUCACGUUCAUUGGGGUACUAAGUGCCUGUUGCCAUGCUGGUUUAGUUGGGGCUGGAGAGGGAUAUUUCAAGAGUAUGAAGAAUGUGUACAACAUAGAACCUGAUAUCAAGCACUAUGGUUGUAUGGUGGAUCUCUUAGGCAGAGCUGGGCGAUUAGAAGAAGCUGAAGAACUUAUAAAGAGCAUGCCAAUGAAGGCAGAUAUAGUAAUAUGGGGCACGCUAUUGGCAGCAUGCAGAACUCAUGGGAACGUUGAAGUAGGCGAAAGGGCUGCACAAAAUUUAGCGAGGUUGGAACCAUCCCAUGGAGCAGGUAGAGUUCUUCUGUCCAACAUAUAUGCAGAUGUGGGUAGGUGGGAGGAAGCAUUUUUAGUAAGAAGAAACAUGCAAGUUCAAAGAUUGAAGAAAUCUCCAGGGUGUAGCGGCGUUGUAUGAUGGACUAAAGGUCUUGGGAAAUAUUCUUAAAAGUUUUGUGACAUUGAAAGAUAAUUAGUUGAAACUUAGGCCUCGUUCAU
Molecule: messenger RNA, 2301 nt
Organism: Morus notabilis
Lineage: Eukaryota; Viridiplantae; Streptophyta; Magnoliopsida; Rosales; Moraceae
Product: pentatricopeptide repeat-containing protein At5g19020, mitochondrial
Exons: 1
Coding region: 92-2221 (709 amino acids)
Biological process (GO): RNA modification
Molecular function (GO): protein binding; RNA binding
Source: RefSeq, a predicted model, not a curated record